This is a messenger RNA of Siniperca chuatsi (mandarin fish), 1940 nucleotides long. RefSeq names its product cell division cycle associated 7b (gene cdca7b). The transcript has 10 exons. Lineage: Eukaryota; Metazoa; Chordata; Actinopteri; Centrarchiformes; Sinipercidae. The record is from RefSeq and is a predicted model, not a curated record. Gene Ontology annotation, cellular component: nucleus. Gene Ontology annotation, biological process: regulation of DNA-templated transcription. The coding region runs from base 298 to 1476 and encodes 392 amino acids.
GAGCGUGGGGGUGGUGUUAGAAGAGAGAAUACUCCUAAACAUAGAGAACACAUUUAUCAAAAGCUGUAACUGAGUGAAUGCUUUUUUAAAGUAUGCAGUCAUCAGUGGAAUCUCAAAAUAAUAAUCACUGAACUUAACUACAAAUUUAGGUAUAAGCUCACCGGCAACAAACCCCUACUUUUGUAAUCACCGCACUUCUCUAGCGGUUGAGUUUUAAACCCAGAGCUACACAUUGGUUUUCAUGUUACAAGACAAAACUUUUUCUUGGACGGAAAUUUGCCGCAAAACGAAGAUAAAAUGACCCUCACAUCAAAGGCUCCAUGUUUCAAAUCCAAGUUUAUCACUGCGGAGCUGGCUCAUCUGUUCAGCCAGUCAGACAGUGAGGAGGAGUUUGAAGGUUUCAGCGGGGAUGAGGAAGAAGAGCACAGAGGAUGUUUUAACAAACGGCUAAAGACCAAGAUGGUGGAUGUAGAGGAGGACAGCGACGUGGACACAGGCUUCUACUCUGAUGGCGAGGAGCCCCCCCCACCAAAGAGGAAGAGUCUUUUAGUAGCCCUGAGGUUUCCAGUCAAAAGACUGUCUACCCCCAAACUGCAAGAGAAAAAUGUCAAAAAGACAGUUAAAGAAACUCCUCCUUCACAAAGAGGCAGAGGACGGCAGAGAAUGAAGCAGCAGCAGGAUGAGGAGGAGGAGGAAGACAAAGAGGAAGUCUUGUCUCAGAGCCUAAGGAAACGAGACAAGAACAUCAAGGAAAACAAGGCCAUGCUGGCUAAGCUGUUUGCUGAUCUGAGCACCAUGGCUGACCUGACUCUGCCCACCACCCCUCAAAAGAAGAAGCGGGCGACAGAGAAAGCAAUGCCACGAAAACGCAAGUUUGAACCAGAGAUGGGGUCAGAAAGGAGGAACCCGUCCCGUAAGGCUCGUCCUCCUGAGAACUUUGCGGUGGAGGAAAAGAGCGAGCCGCUCACCCACAGAAGCCCCAGGACUGUAGACAUCAGGAGACUGGUGGAGGUGGAUGAUGAACAUGUUGGUAAGGGACGGAAAAAGAGGAAGAGCCACAUUUCCAGGAGGAGCCAGUAUGAGGUGAAGUCAGUCGAUGAGAUCACCAAAGAAGACCUGGACAACAUAGCGUACCGCAGCAAAGACAAGAUCUGGGACAAGGAGAAUGGCAGCUCGUGUCACCAGUGCAGACAGAAGACUCUGGACACCAAGACAGUGUGUCGCAGUGGUUUCUGUGUGGGGGCCAAAGGUCAAUUCUGUGGGCCGUGCCUUAAGAACCGCUACGGAGAAGACGUACGCGCUGUGCUGCUUGACCCGACAUGGUCGUGUCCCAUCUGCAGAGAGAUGUGUAACUGCAGUCUGUGUCGUAAGAAGGAGGGCCGCUGUGCUACUGGCAUCCUGGUGGGAUUGGCCCGCUACAACGGCCACAACAACGUCCAUGAGUAUCUGGAGAGCAUUCAGAAAGAGCUGCAGUAAAGUCCAAAGAGACGAUCAGAGAGGAGAACCUGUUCGUACAGCUGGCACCUGGAGCAGGCUCUCAUGCUGCACAGUACUGUAGAACUCAUUUUAAUGUACAUUUUUAGGUUUAGAUCAACCUUUUAUCUAACUAGAGAAACAAAAGCAAAAAGGUGUUUGUUUUUAUUGUUUUUUUUUGUCACCUUAACGCAAGGCACAUACACUGUUAAUAUGUUUUAUAUAUCCUGAUUUAAGGCUGCAUAAAAUGCAAGGAUGUUUUUAUUAUUUUAAAGUCAGUACUCAGUUUUGAGUUAUAUUUUCAUUUGAAAAUUUCUACUCUUGAUGUUCACUAGAGCAAAUGUAAGGUUAUUUUCUGUGUUACGGAUGCAAAACGAGCCUUUUAUACCAACUGCCUUUCUAAAAGUAACUUUAAAGCAUUCUUGUCAGUCCACUGUACAUUUUAAUAAAGAAUGGCAUUAUCUAAA